CAGAUCUGACCAGAGCUCCGGGCCCCCCUCCCCUGCCCCUUCCCCGGAGCCUCCGGGUGUACCCCGGAGCCCGGGAGCCCAGUGCGGCCCAGCCCGCCCCUCGAGCGCCCCGCCAUGAGUGAGAACCUGCUCUGCUCUAGCAGGGCCACUGUGAUGGUUUACGAUGACGUCAACAAAAAGUGGUUACCGGCUGGCACGGGGCCCCAGGCCUUAAGCAGAGUCCAAAUCUACCACAAUCCCAGCACCAAUGCCUUCCGCGUGGUGGGCCGAAAGAUGCAACCGGACCAACAGGUUGUUAUUAACUGUGCCAUCGUCCGAGGUGUCAAGUAUAACCGGGCCACGCCCAAUUUCCACCAGUGGCGGGAUGCCCGCCAGGUCUGGGGCCUCAACUUUGGCAGCAAAGAAGAUGCUGCUCUGUUUGCAGCAGGGAUGGCUGAUGCCCUGGAGGCCUUAGAAGGAGGUGGGCCACCACCCCCUCCCCCUGCAUCCUGGUCUGUCCAAAAUGGACCCUCACCAGAAGAGAUAGAGCAGCAGAGGAGGCAACAGCUAGAACACCAGGAGCAGGUGGAAAGAGACCGCCGGGUCCCCAAUGCAGGAGCCCCAGCUGGGGGGCCCCCACCCCCUCCAGGACCCCCUCCUCCCCCUGGCCCACCCCCACCCCCUGGGCUGCCCCCAUCAGGAGCGGGGCCUCCAGCCCUAGGUGGGGCGGGAGGCCCACCCCCAGCACCCCCACUGCCGUCUGCCCAAGGCCCCAGUGGGGGAGGCGGGGGUGCCCCAGGCCUGGCUGCGGCCCUCGCGGGAGCCAAACUCAGGAAGGUCGGCAAGGAUGAGUCCUCCGGGCCCCCUCCCACCCCAAAAGCUGAGAGCACUCGGAGCACCGGGGGAGGGCUAAUGGAAGAAAUGAGCGCCAUGCUGGCCCGGAGGAGGAAAGCAACUUUGAUUGGGGAGAAGCCCCCAGCCAAGGACGAACCUGCCAAUCAGGAAGAAGCUGAAACAAGAAUUCCCACACAGAAUGAGCCUGUUCGGAGACCAUGGGAAAAGAAUAGCACAACUCUACCUAGGACGAAGUCUUCCACAUCAGCAAUGAGCUGUGAGGCCCCUACCUCGACUCCCAGUACCCAUGAGGAGUCUGACUUAGACAGGAUCAAGCAGGAACUGCUGGAAGAGGUGCGGAAGGAGCUUCAGAAAGUGAAAGAGGAGAUAAUAGAAGCUUUUGUCCAGGAGCUCCGGAAGCGGGGCUCUCCGUGACCAGAGGCACCUGGGAAGGAAACGAGCCCUCUCCCACUCCCUCCUGCCUCCAGCUUUGGGAUGAGCUAUAGAAGCCUCCUCCACACCAUGGCCUUCGGCCCCCUUGGAAGAACCCAAGGAGGCGGCGGCCCAGCCCUGCCAUAUCCUCCUGGCAUGCAGAUUUGAGGCAGGGGGCUCCACCUCCCCCUUCUAUUCUUGGUCCAUUCCUCCUUUCAUCCCCUCGGGGCUCCUUCCUCUGCUUGGGACACAUCGCUCAGCUUGAAGAAGGAAAGGGGAAAGGGGAGAUCAUGUCUCCCCUUCCUGGGGCCCCUCUGAGGGCCCAAUGCUCACUUUAAUCCUUAGAAGCCUUCAAUUUUUUUAAGAAAAAAAAAUAUAUAUUUGUUUGGGAGGGAAAGGGGGGGGACUUUAUUUGUUUUUGAUAAGGGUGGGGUCUUGGCAGUCUUAAAUGCUGUAAUCCUAGCAGUCCCCCUCUGGGGGUGUAGUUCUUCCAGGGGGUAUAGGGAACCAGGACCUCUCCCCACUGCAGGGAACUCCCUUCUUCCCUCUCCCUCAAAAUAUUCCCCUUGCCCCUUUUCUAUAAGCAAUUAAGAUUCUAUGAUUCUAUAAAAUACUGUAACAUUUUUGGAAAAAAUUUUUUUUUUUUUUUUUAAAUUUGGGUAGGCCUGGGUUUUGGAGCCAUUCCCCUGGGUGACAGAGUGAGUGGAAGUGAAACACCCUUCUAGGGGGUAGGAGGAAUGUUCUCUCAUCGCCUUCCUCAUGUUGAAGUGGACUCAGUUGGAAUAAAUCUACCCUUUUCCCUAUCACACAA
Vombatus ursinus (common wombat) is the source of this 2056-nucleotide messenger RNA. RefSeq names its product vasodilator-stimulated phosphoprotein-like. NCBI's taxonomy places the organism in Eukaryota, Metazoa, Chordata, Mammalia, Diprotodontia, Vombatidae. Gene Ontology annotation, biological process: positive regulation of actin filament polymerization; axon guidance; neural tube closure. The record is from RefSeq and is a predicted model, not a curated record. Gene Ontology annotation, molecular function: profilin binding; SH3 domain binding. The transcript has 13 exons. Bases 115 to 1248 code for a protein of 377 amino acids.